Molecule: messenger RNA, 3716 nt
Organism: Nilaparvata lugens (brown planthopper)
Lineage: Eukaryota; Metazoa; Arthropoda; Insecta; Hemiptera; Delphacidae
Product: solute carrier family 2, facilitated glucose transporter member 1
Exons: 11
Coding region: 202-1827 (541 amino acids)
Biological process (GO): monosaccharide transmembrane transport
Cellular component (GO): membrane
Molecular function (GO): hexose transmembrane transporter activity
Source: RefSeq, a predicted model, not a curated record
UAUUUUUAGAGUGCAACCUUCUCUUAGUGAUUUGUGACGUGCCUAUACGACGUGUUAUUCUCUCAGUUUUCUUUGCAAUAAUAACCUAUUCGUCCGAGUGUGAUUUUUAGUUAGGUACCGUAGUAGUGGUGUUCGUGAAAAUUUUCUGGCUACACAAUUCAUUAUUAGGUAUAGUAAGUGCAGAUAAGGUAUAAGUGCAGCAUGGAGCGUAGGGACAGCCCUGACUCAGACGUGGGCUACAUAGAGGAGGAUCACCCACUGCGACCCCAGCUGGCAGCGCAGAGCAUUGCACUGCUGCAGGUGCCACCAGGGCAGCGGUCGAGACAUGCCUCGGUCUCGUCCAACCUCACCGACCAGGAUGUGCCCAUCUAUGUCAGGCAAAAGCCCAACUACACUCAACCCAAGGGCCUAAAUCCACGUUUGGCUUUCGCAAUAGCCGCUGCAGCCGUCGGAUCAGCCUUCCAACACGGCUACAACCUCGGAGUUGUCAACGCUCCUCAGAAAUUAAUUGAAGAAUGGAUUCUGGGAGUUAUCAGAAAUCAGACAGAUGCAAGUCCGCCAUCAGAUGCAGACCAAACAAAGGUCACAAUGAUAUUUUCAAUAGCUGUUUCAAUCUAUUGUGUCGGUGGAAUGUUGGGAGGUGCCAUUACAGGUCUGGUCGCAGAAAAGUAUGGCAGAAAAGGUGGACUGUUGUUCAACAACAUAUUCAUCGUAAUCGCUGCUGCAUUGCUAGGAUUCUCAAAGGCGAUGAACUCAUAUUACAUGAUUAUUGUGGGAAGAUUCCUUCUGGGUAUCAACUCAGGACUCAAUGCUGGACUGACUCCAAUGUAUCUGUCAGAAAUAGCACCAGUGCAAUUGAGAGGAGCGGUUGGUACAGUUUAUCAGCUUGUGUUGACAAUCUCCAUCCUGAUAUCUCAGAUUCUUGGACUGAACUUCAUUUUGGGAACAGCGGAGUUGUGGCCAAUUCUUCUUUCAUUGACAAUUGUACCAACAAUAUUUCAGUUGAUAACGCUUCCAAUGUGCCCUGAAAGUCCAAAAUACCUGCUCAUCACAAAAGGACAGGAAAUUGAAUCUCAAAGAGCUGUGACGUGGUUCCGUGGCACAAUCGAGGUGCACGACGAGAUGGAUGAGAUGCGCCGAGAGUAUGAGAGCAUGAAGCUGGUGCCCAAAGUCACUCUCAGGGAGAUGCUCGUCAACUCUGCUUUGAGAAUACCGUUGUUCAUUUCGUUGGUUGUUAUGAUUGCUCAACAGCUGUCUGGAAUCAAUGCGGUGAUAUUCUUCUCAACAAGCAUCUUCCAACUGGCUUCACUUGGAGAUUCGGCGCAACUGGCCACCCUGGCAAUGGGCGCAAUGAACGUUCUCAUGACAGUCAUCUCUCUCGUUCUUGUUGAGAGAGUUGGUCGCAAAGUGCUGCUUUUGGUUGGUUUCAGCGGUAUGUUUGUGAUCACCUGUCUUCUUGCAGUUGCUCUUGCAUACGUGAAAAGCAACAAGUGGCUGCCGUACGUUUGCAUAUUGCUGGUGAUUGCGUUCGUGGUGAUGUUCGCGGUGGGUCCAGGCUCGAUCCCUUGGUUCCUGGUGUCCGAGCUGUUCAACCAGUCGGCGCUGCCCUUGGCCACCAGCCUCGCCGUUGGCACCAACUGGACGGCCAACUUCUUUGUUGGACUUGGAUUCCUACCCCUCCAGCAAUUGCUCGGUGGACAUGUGUUCUUCAUCUUCGCAAUUUUGCAAGCUCUCUUCAUUGUGUUUAUUUACAAGAAGGUUCCUGAAACCAAGAACAAGACCUUGGAAGAGAUUUCCACCAUGUUCAAACAAAUCUCCUACACGUAGGGCAGAAUUAUCAUUUGACUGAGUAUUUGAUACGGGUGAUUAUUUCUGAUUAGCUGGUCUAGCUGAUCAAUUGUCUCUCACAGAAAUCUCAGAAGAAUUCGAUCUACAAACAUACGAAUGAAGUUUUAGCUUGAUGGGUAGCUCAGUUGACUUGUUUAAGCUGCAGCUUGUUCCUAAUCGAGAUUUUGUUCUAGAAUCUUCCCAAAAGCUCAGUUCAUAUUAACAUAAGAAAAUUGUUUCUAUUAAUGUAUUGAUUGUGGUACCGACAUUGAUAUUGUAAGCUUAGGUGAGAUUUACGCUGUAAGUAGUAUAUUAUGUGAAAUAACAGUAGACAAAAUAGAUGCAUUGAAUAUUGGACAAAAUUUGUAGAGCCGUUACCUGAAUAUAAUAACCAUCUUAAUAUUCAAUACAUUAUAUGAUAACCUGUGACGCUUCAAGAUUUUCAAACUGCUGUGUUCAAACUAUACCAAUGUUUUUAAAAAUCACUCAUAGACUUUUUUACAUCAGUUUUAUCACUUGAUAUUGUGCCAUUUCUAUACUCGCACUACAGUAUAUUGAAAUCAGUUCUGAUUUCUUAUGUGUGUUGUAAUAUAUUUUAUAAAUUAAUGAUAUUUUUUAGAAUAUUAUAGAAAAGAGAAGUAUGGAAUACCAAAUAAUGGUAAUUUCAUAUAGUGUUAAUAGAUGAGAGAAUGAGAAAAUCCAUUAAGAUCUGUAUUUUAAAUGUACUAUUGAAUAAUAAUAUUUGUCAAUGUUAACUAACAGUGCCAUGGAAUAAUCAUGAUGAAUUAUCAUCCUUAAGAAAACGUUUUCAAACAACAGAUCUUUUCUUGAAAUUUUAUGUCAGUGACAUUUUCUCUAGUUAUUUUAUUCCCUUUCAACCAGGAAUCAACCAUGACAUUAUGCUCAUUUUUUAUUAAUGAUCUAUGUGUACACAAUGUGAGUGAACACUAUGUAUGUUAGUAUUCACAGUAUUAUCAUCACCAACCAUCAUUACAAGCCACAAGCCUUGGUAGUUGUUGAUCAGAAUAAUUUAGUAACUGGAAAGACUGGAGUGAACUACACGAAUUAUUCAGCCUGCAUCAAUUUAUUUUAUCGUAAGUCAAUUAUUUGAUAACGAUUUUGUGAUUAAGAUCUGCCAUUUGUAGAACUCUUAGUCAACAAUAUAAAUAUUAUUAUAUCAUUAGCAUAGUAACUUAAAUGAAUACUUAAUGAUUCAAUUUUCUGAAAACAUGUUUCAUUUAAAUUUAUAACUUGAUCGCCAUCAAUCUUAUAGAUUUUAGACUCAUUCAAAGAGUAUUACAGUGAAGAACUGUUUCACAAUACAUUAAUCUGUCAUGACGGUUCAAUUGAAAAAUAACGAGUCUCCUCUAUCAAUGUAGCGUCAUGUCUCCUUAUUAUCUUCUAUGAUGAUGAAGUAUUAAGUACUAUUUAUAUUGAACGGAAGUUAUAUAUGUUUAUACUUGUACCGUACCUAAUUUAUAUUUCACAUAAGUUGUAGUCUAAUAAUUCACUCCAUAAACUAAUUUUUUUUUUCAAAAUCACUCCAUUUGAAUCAACUAUGUAAAUUAGUUCUCAUUACACCUCAGAAACCUAAUCAUGUGAUUUGUUCUAUGAAUAUUUCAAUUUCACUCUUUAUAUUAUAUUUAUGUACUUUGCAGUGAUUCAUCAAUUGAAAGUCGAAUUCUAAAAAUAAUUUAUUGUAAUCGUUGCGCCCAUAUUCUACAUCACUUUCAUGAUUCAACAAAUUUGAUUUCCACUGUACUAUAUUAUCACAUUUCUAUUUAUUUAGUUGUAAGAAUAUAGACCAUUUUUGUAGAUGAUUCACUAUUCUAGUUUUGUAUUUAAAGUGCUGAGAAUGUUUGUAUUAAUAAAAAUAUUUUUACACCAUA